This is a messenger RNA of Trichoderma asperellum CBS 433.97, 1277 nucleotides long. RefSeq lists its product as uncharacterized. The record is from RefSeq and is a predicted model, not a curated record. NCBI's taxonomy places the organism in Eukaryota, Fungi, Ascomycota, Sordariomycetes, Hypocreales, Hypocreaceae.
CUGCGAAGUACGCUACUUAAUUAAUUAUCCGAGUACAAAACUGUAACUCUCUCUCUCUCUCUACAUAUAUAUAUAUAUAUAUGCCUCAAAUUGUCACAUUUUCGAGAUAUUGACCGCCUAUGUCACAACAACUCAAUGACGAUCCCAUUAUUAUUGCACCCCCGCCAUGGAUUUUGAAAGCAGAUGUUUUUUCAGCAGCCUUCUGGAUCUCUGCUUCACAAGCUGAAAACUUUCCAUUUGAUAUUGCUUACUCGCCGCUUGAGCUAUCAUCUCAAUUUGCUGAUCUUGGAAUCAGCCGUCCUGUCGGAGGGGUGGGUACAAUCCAAAUCAUUAGGUACAAGGAGACUCCAGUUGGCCCAUAUGAUGAGCUGGUUAUUGUACCCGGUAAAUUCGAAUGGAUCAAACAAGGCUCUAAUGGCGAGUAUAAGAGAGGCUAUGCUUAUAAAGCAACUCGGUUAUACGUCUCACAGAAGCACACCUGUUUUAACGGCAGAGCCAAUUGGAAUAUACCAAAGCAUUUGGCUCGUUUUGACUGGGAAGCGAUGCCUGAUAAGUCGCUUACCGUACGAGUGUAUCCUCACGACACCUCUGGUGAUAAGACAGAAGCAAUGGCUAGUUCCACACCGUUUUUUCAGGCCACAAUGAAGCCAGUGCCGCUUAUUCCAUCAUUCCCGUUUUCGAGUGCAUGGCUAAGUUUUCUCGGCAUUGAUCUUGAGUGUGUUCACCCACCGCUCCCCAAGGGUCGCGGUAGUCAGGGUGAGCUUCCGGGCACGGAUUCUUGGUGUGCCUUUACGCCAGUUUUCAGCGGGAAAGCUUCAAGCUUAAUGACCAUUGACACGUCGCAAUGCUAUGAGGAUGACAAAAUGGUAGCCCGAAGGAAUAAAAGUUUCUGGCCGGGAGUAGGCAGGUGGCGUGUUGGGCUAAUGGCGGAAAACGCUACUCUGGUGAUAAACACCAGAGAAAUAUAAUGCAGUGCCUUCUCAGUUGGAAUCAAUAUCAUGAUUGUUUAUGAGCUUAUUUAUACUAUUCCCGAGUUGUCGCAAACUGUAUGAUAGUGUGGAUGUUUUUUUGCCGCCCGUUGUUGAUGUCGGACGCAUCUGUUUACAGCGCUAAGUUUUAGUGCAUGCAAACGCAGUGCUACUGGAAGAAAUACACGAACACGCUGUAGCAGAGGGACGACACAAAUUGACAAAUGCAAGAACAAUUAUAUGAUAGGUGGUGGAUUAUUAAUAUAAUAGAUAGCAUACACUCGUCCGAAAAAUUCUAUGUACAUCUGC